UUAUAUUUUGUAUAUCUUAAUAAAUAUUGGUAUUUUAAAUGUUAAUAGCAAAAGAAAAGUAAUUAAAAGGAGAUAAUUUUCUACAAUUUAUCGAAAUAUGAUUUCAUGUAAUAAAGAUAUUUUCGAUUGCGUGUGUACGCUUUAUGUAAAGUGUCUGCAAUGGUGCAUCGGUUUGAUAAUGGUAAAAAUAAUGUUUACAUGAAUGAUAUAAUUAGGCACAUAUGUAUAUCUAUAAUACAGUGAAUAGAAUGGGAAAACAAAACGGAUCUUGUUGGUGGUUUGUGAAAGCCGUAAAAUGGAUACCAGUUAUUUUCAUUUUGACAAUUGUCUUAUGGUCCUAUUAUGCUUAUGUAGUGCAGUUAUGUUUUUAUACUGUAGAUAAUUAUGUUCAAAAAGCUUUUUAUUUAUUUUUUUAUCAUAUCCUGUUUCUAUUAUUUUUAUGGUCUUAUUGGCAGACUGUAUUUACAGAUUUGAUAGAAGUACCAUACAAGUUUAAAAUUCCAGAUGUAGAAAUGGAAAAAUUUCAACAAGCUGAAACGGAAGAAGCACAAAGACAAAUCUUAGAGAGAUUUGCACAAAGUCUUCCAGUCACAAAUCGCACUAUAAAAGGAGUAAUUCGUUUUUGUGAGAAAUGUCAAUUAAUUAAACCAGAUCGAGCACACCAUUGUAGUGUAUGUAGUACAUGUGUUUUAAAAAUGGAUCAUCAUUGUCCAUGGGUGAAUAACUGUAUAGGAUUUCACAAUUAUAAAUUCUUCAUGUUGUUUUUGGCAUAUGCUCUUCUUUAUUGUAUAUUUAUUACUGCUACAUCUUUACAAUAUCUUAUACGUUUUUGGAAAGGGGAAUUAGAUGGAAUGGGUAGAUUUCAUCUACUUUUUUUAUUCUUUGUUGCAUUGAUGUUUGCAGUUAGUUUAAAUUCUCUUUUUUUUUAUCAUUGCUAUCUUGUUUUACAUAAUAGGUCUACAUUAGAAGCAUUUACACCACCUAUGUUCCGUACAGGAAAGGAUAAAGAUGGUUUUAGUCUUGGAAAGUAUAAUAAUUUCCAAGAAGUAUUUGGUGAUAAUCCUAAACUAUGGUUCCUUCCUAUUUUUACUAGAUACGCUACUUCUAAAAAUAAUAUAGGAUUACAUGAAGUAGAAGGUAGAGUGUGGGUUACAGUUUUGGCGAUGGGAUAAACUUUCCUGAACGGCUGUGCAAUGAAGAUACACAUACUUUGUUGGGACAUACUACCCAACAAUGGGGUGAUGAGACUGAACUUGACUCUCCACCUCCUUAUGGGUCACAAUCAGGUAUUGUGUAGCCUGUGAAUCCCUAUUUUGAGACAGUGCAUUAAUUUAUAUGCAUUGUCUAAAUAAAUAUUUUUAGUACAAAACUCAUAGUCAGAAGUAUUCUGCAAUCAUCUAAAUAAUUUUUUAUAUAUUAUUAUUGGACCACAGUUUUAAUUUUUUUUUAUAAAUAAGAAAUAAUUUAAUAUCAUUGUCUUAUGAAAAAAAAGAUAUAACA
Apis laboriosa (Himalayan honeybee) is the source of this 1500-nucleotide messenger RNA. Its product is annotated as palmitoyltransferase ZDHHC2-like. Gene Ontology annotation, biological process: peptidyl-L-cysteine S-palmitoylation; synaptic vesicle maturation; protein targeting to membrane. Gene Ontology annotation, cellular component: endoplasmic reticulum; Golgi apparatus. The transcript is spliced from 8 exons. The record is from RefSeq and is a predicted model, not a curated record. Gene Ontology annotation, molecular function: protein-cysteine S-palmitoyltransferase activity. Bases 222 to 1172 code for a protein of 316 amino acids. Lineage: Eukaryota; Metazoa; Arthropoda; Insecta; Hymenoptera; Apidae.